UUGGUGUUUGUUGGUGUCAGUUUGGAGGAGCAGACAGUCACAGGAGGUGAGCGGGUGUGGCAGGAACAUUACUGUGAAAAGCUGCUGAUUUGGAAUUCAAGAGAUGAAACUACAGGCCGUACUCUUCCUCUUGCUGCUGCUCAAUGUUGAGCUCUCGUCAUGCACACUUGUGCGGGUGAUAUCUGGUUCCACUCUGGAGCUUCCCUGUCUGUCAUUUCAAAAUGGCUACAUCGGAGAAGCCAUCACCUGGAAAUUUAAUGGUGAAGAUCUCAGUGCUCAGUCGCCUGGCUUGCCAAGAAUUAAACAGGGUGGCAUGCUUCUCUCUAUAUCCUCGGUUACUGCCGCAAACCAGGGCGAGUACACGUGUACGAUAGAGGACGACAGUAUGGAGAUGACAAGGACGUACACCAUUGAAGUGCUUGCAUCCAUCAGUUAUACUAUGAAGGUAAUCCAAGGCUCCAUCGCUCGCCUCCAGUGCCAGUUCCCAAUGUCCAGCCAAGUCACGGCCAACGCACUUUGGUUCAAAGUGAAAACUGAUGGCACGAGGACACAGCUAAAUACUGAAGAUGAGUCAACAAGUAACAGAGUGAAGCUGAUUUAUCCAAACGACCAUGAUCAGACCAUUAACAUCGAAAACACUGUGUUGGAAGAUACUGGAGCUUACCAGUGUGAAUCUGCUGAUGGGGUGAUACUGAGCUCCAUAAAUAUCAUUGUGGAACUUGCUCCUACCGCCAUUCCUCAUUCGUGCAUUGGCUACACAACAGCAUGGGAGACCUGCCAGGACGAGAGCAGUCGCACAGGGGAACUGAUAUUGCAGGAGUCCAUCACAGAGUUUUCCAUGAAGCUCUAUUCUUUCCUCAGAGAAUUACAACCCUCAAGCAACUUGCUCUUCUCCCCUAUCAGUAUCAGUGGGGCACUGUUUCAUUUGUUGUUAGGUGCGAGGGAUAACACCCGAAAAGCCAUUGAGACGGCCGUCUACGUGCCUCAUGACUUCCACUGUGUUCACCUCCAGAUGAAGAAGCUGAGAGAGAAGCUGGCUGGCUCUCUACAGAUGGCCUCUCAGAUCUACUAUAACCCACAGAAUAUGAAUCUGAGUGAGUCCUUUACCAACCAGUCCAUCCAGUUUUAUGAAGCGAAGCCCACCAGGCUGCUGGAAACCAGCGAGGAAAACACACUUAUGAUCAACAGCUGGGUGGCAAAUAAGACCAACAACAAGAUCCAACAUUUGAUUGACUCUGUAUCCCCCAGUACUCAGAUGAUGCUGCUCAACGCUGUCUCCUUUAGUGGUCAGUGGAAGAUCAAGUAUGAAAUGAAACCCCGGAAAGGACUUUUCACAAAACUGGAUGGUGAUAUGGUGACGGUACCAGUCCUAUAUCACCAGAAAUACAGGGCGGCUAUGACGUAUGUGGUUGAGCUAAUGGCACAGGUGGCGAGGUUUGCUCUCUCAGGUGACAGCAGUCUUUACAUCCUGCUGCCUCGCUCCAACAAAGUGAGUGACCUGCAGCAGGUGGAGGAGAGGAUGACGGACACAGCUGUGCGUCAAAUGAUUGAACAAAUGAAAACAGUCUCUCCUCAGCAAAUCGAGGUCACUCUGCCCCAAAUCAAGCUGGAUGUCGAGCCAGACAUGAACCUACUCAUUAAGAAAUUAGGACUGUCGUCACUCUUCGAGCACCCAAACCUGUGCGGUCUCUACUCUGAGGACAGGGUGGUUCUGGACGAUGCCAGACACAGAGCCUUCCUCGCACUGACCGAACAUGGAGUUGAGGCUGGCGCCGUCACCACCAUGUCGUUCUCUCGCUCCUUUAAUUCCUUCUCUGCCCUGCGGCCUUUCAUCAUGCUGCUGUGGAGCGACCAGGCCAAUGUGCCACUCUUCAUUGGCCGAGUGACCGACCCAUGAGACAGAGAGACAGGGAGAGAGGGAGUGGAGGAGGAACAGAUGGGCAAAAGGGCAAGAAAGAAACAAAGUCUGCCUGGUAGAAUGGAAAUACAAUGAAUUAUCUUACAUUGAUAACAUGAUAUCAAUUCAGUGUCAGUUUUGUUUUUAGUGAUAAAGUGAGCAGAUACAUGUACCCAGGCCUGGAUUGUCUCCAAAGAUGAUGAUUAAUAAACUAGUUUGAGCCCUCUGAAACGCAAAA
Molecule: messenger RNA, 2135 nt
Organism: Plectropomus leopardus (leopard coralgrouper)
Lineage: Eukaryota; Metazoa; Chordata; Actinopteri; Perciformes; Serranidae
Source: RefSeq, a predicted model, not a curated record